Molecule: messenger RNA, 639 nt
Organism: Cylindrotheca closterium
Lineage: Eukaryota; Bacillariophyta; Bacillariophyceae; Bacillariales; Bacillariaceae
Source: the annotation of a GenBank genome assembly
AUGAAUGUGACAUCCUCUUUAGUUCCCAUUCGCGUUGACGUUUCAUCUGAUGACAAGACAUUACGGUUGGUGGAAACCAUGUUGUUUGACCCCACCUGUUGGCCCAUUCCACUUUCGGUGCCCUUGUCGUUGAGCGUGGAAGACAAUGUCCAACUAUUUGCGAAUAUGAUAUUGAGUGAUUGUGAAACCAAUGGUAUGGGACGGACCAUUCGGCAUUUUACGGGCCGACUCGAAUUGUGGACCGAGUCACUACAAGCCAAGCUGGAACACCAACUCCGGCAACAACUCUGGCGAGUUGUCGAUGGCUAUGUCCCCAAGGUGACUACAACCAGAGCCAUUUCCAUUCGUCUCGUCUUGCAUGGAAUCACCAUUGAGGAGGAUUUCUUGUGGGACCCCCAAGUUCCAUUGAGCGUCUUGGAUUUCAGCGAGGACAUGGCCAAGGAAUUGAAGUUGCCUGACGAAGCCGUCGUCUCGAUUGCUACCGUGAUUCUAGAACAAAUUCAUGGAUUGGCCAUGGACACCUCCGCGGAUCGAUCCAUGGUGACACCGCCUCGUAAGGGAGCCUGGUUGAUGGAGACCAAGGAUUAUAUUUCGACCAUUGCGCACAUUGUUGGACAGCAUCGGCCCAAAAGUCAUUGA